This is a messenger RNA of Leptosomus discolor (cuckoo roller), 867 nucleotides long. The record is from RefSeq and is a predicted model, not a curated record. Lineage: Eukaryota; Metazoa; Chordata; Aves; Leptosomiformes; Leptosomidae.
AUGACGAAAAAACCCCAAAAGAUAUAUCUGUUGGGAGGAGCUGGUGACCUGACCGGGGAUGCUAUGGGCUAUGUGACAGGCGUGCUGGCUGUGCUGAUACACGCUGCCUACCUGGUGCUCAUUCAGAAGACCAGUGUAGAUAGUGAAUACGGACCCCUGACAGCUCAGUAUGCCAUCGCUGUUUCGGCCACCCCUUUUCUCAUCAUCUGCUCCUUUGCCAGCAUGGAUUCCAUCAACGUGUGGUCUUUCCCGGGGUGGAAGGACCCUGCCAUGGUAUGCAUCUUUAUCGCUUGUGUCCUGAUUAGCUGUGCCAUGAACUUUACCACCCUUCAUUGCACUUACAUUAACUCGGCUGUGACCACCAGCUUCGUAGGGGUGGUGAAGAGCAUAGCAACCAUCACAGUGGGCAUGGUGGCGUUCAAUGAUGUGGAGCCCACAAAGUUAUUCAUAGCUGGUGUUGUGGUCAACACCUUGGGGUCUGUCAUUUACUGUGUGGCCAAGUACAUUGAGACCAGACGGCAGAGCAAUUACGAGGACCUGGAGAAAGAAGCUAGAGAAGAGGAGGGGAAAAGGCAGGCUGGGGACCAAGCACUGUUUGCGAUGGAGGCAAUUUCCCAGGAGAAGGGGGCUGAGGAAGCAGCAGUGGAAGGAUCAGCCGCGGGGGACAGCCAGAGCAGAGAUGAAAAGAAGGAUGGCACUGAGAAACCUGCCAAGGGACCAGUGGUCCAGGGAAAAGCCACCGGCACACAAGAAGUGAACAGGAGCUCGCUGAAGGAUGCCUAUCUUGGAGUAUGGAGGUUGGUGAGGGGUGCUAAUUAUAUAAAGAAGGAUUACUUGAUAGAAAAUGAAGAGCUACCAAACCCUUAG